Salvia splendens (bonfire salvia) is the source of this 1665-nucleotide messenger RNA. RefSeq names its product B3 domain-containing protein REM12-like. Gene Ontology annotation, molecular function: DNA binding. The transcript is spliced from 4 exons. Lineage: Eukaryota; Viridiplantae; Streptophyta; Magnoliopsida; Lamiales; Lamiaceae. The coding region runs from base 91 to 792 and encodes 233 amino acids. The record is from RefSeq and is a predicted model, not a curated record.
CCUAUCAAAUGCAUUCAGAAAUCUUCACACACCAAACCCAAAUCUUCAAGAACAAGGAGCUACAGAGAGAAACAGAAGAGAAGAAGAGAAAUGGCGAAACCGAAAUCAUUCUUCAUGUUCUGCAUCGGCGAUUUUGCGUCCAAACUGCCUAUACCAGCUGCUUUUGUUGAAGAUCACGGACUACAUCUUCGACGUCAACUCUGGCUGCACCUGAAAACGCAACCGGCGGCGGCAUCUUGGGCCGUCAAGGUCAACAAAAUCGACGGCAUUUUCUACAUCGUGGAUGGCUGGUCCGAGUUCGUCACCGACAACAACAUCCUCGAAAUGAAGGUGCUUUGCUUCCACAUCGUCGGAAAUUCCACUCUCCACGUCGCCAUUUUCGGCAACGACUCCUGCCUCGAACUCGGAACAGAGCUACAAACUAAAGAGCCAGUAAGGCCGCUGAGGUUCGUGAAGAAAUUGAAGGAGUACCAUUUCUUAGAUCAAAGACUGGAGAUCCCAAAAGAGUUCUCUGGUGCGACGGCGGUUGGAAGUGAAGACAAGAUAAGACUACGAGAUUGGAAAGGAAAGAAGUGGACGAUCUCCAUAACAGACCGGAACAAUGGGAUUCGUGCUUUUAGCGCUGGAUGGAAGAGAUUCCUGAAUGCGAACAAGUUGAAGGUUGGAGCAAUCUUGUUGUUUGAUUUCGACAUGGAAUCAAAUGAUGUGAUUAAGGUUGAGCUGCUUGGAGAUCAAGAUGGAGAGGAGAUGCUUGGUCGAGCUACUUAUGGAGGCUUCGUUCCCUUUGACUAGUUUUUAUUUUAUCAUGCUUUUGUCUCCACAUACUUUAACCACAUUUUCAGUGAGAACACCAAAUGUGUGUGGAGGUGGUGAUUUGGACACACUGCUUUUUAGGAGAGAACUCUAUGUUUGCUACUGUUUUUAUUUUAAACUAUGGUUGACUAAAUUUGCUAAAUUUGGACACACACGCCUUAUUCUGGAAACCAUGGUUGACUAAAUUUGCUAGCUGAGGUUUAGUUAGUUGAGUAAUCUAAUGGUAGAUGAAUUACAUGAAGGGGAAGUCUCAUGCUAUAUGAUGGGACUUCAACGUUGUGAGUUUGUUGCAGUAAAUUAGUUAUUAGGUAGAUUGAUAACCAUGUAACUUGAAUGGAGUAGCAUAUUAGCCUGUUAUUUCUUAAGGCUGCUAGGAUGAAUGUUUUAAUUACCACAUACAGAACUUAGUGUAGUAAAUAUGAAAUCGUCCAACUUCCCGUUAGUUCGCUCGAUCUAGUGACUAGCAUGCUUGCUGGUUCAUUUGCUGAGCCAAGAGGUUUAUGGUAGGGAUUUUAUUUUGUUCUCCCAUUGACCCAGUUCUUACAGUAUAAAAAAAUGAUGAAGUUGAUUGUGAGCUUUCAUGAUAUCAAAUGCAUCGUGAACUUCCAUUUUUCUAGAUUUAUUUCUGUGGAAAUAAUUGAAUUUGUUCAGUGUUGUUCUAAGACUGGUCAAUGAUUCGAUGGAAAGAGCAUCCUAAGACAUUUUGUUAUAACAAAAUUAUGUAGAAUGAUCAAUGGAGUUUAAACUUCCUAAACAGGUGUUAUUUAUGAAGCAUUCAUCUGAUCAUCAGAAAUAUAUUUCUGUCUUAGAUUCGUAUUUUAUUUUAUUUUUUGUAAGUUCAGGUACACGUGG